Messenger RNA from Pantherophis guttatus, 3532 nucleotides. Lineage: Eukaryota; Metazoa; Chordata; Lepidosauria; Squamata; Colubridae. The record is from RefSeq and is a predicted model, not a curated record.
AUGGAGAAUGGAAGAUCUAAGAAAUCUCUUGAUAAAAAGAUUGAGAUCAUUCCAAAUUGUAGACAGAAUCCUAAAUGUGCACAAGUAUUUCAUUCAGGAGGAGCAAGGCUGAUUUUGUGUGGGAAAUACCUGGACAAAUUAGAAGCUCUCUGUGAUGCUUUAAAUAGUGCGGCUGAUCCUACUGCAACAUUUUCACCAAAGCUUAUCCUUUUAGAUCUCGCUGAUGUAAACUGUAUCCAAGAUGUAGCUAAAGAAAUCCUGGAUUGUUAUGGAUGUGUGGAUAUUCUCAUUAAUAACGCUAGCACAAAAGCCAAGGGGACAGUUCAAAACGUGUCACUGGAACUCGACAAAAAGAUCAUGGAUGCCAACUACUUUGGACCUAUAACACUCACCAAAGCUUUUCUUCCCAACAUGAUCUCCAGGAGAACUGGUCAAAUUGUGCUAGUCAACAAUAUCCAGGGGAAAUUGGGUGUUCCCUUUCGUGCAGCCUAUUCUGCUUCGAAGCAUGCUGCUCUAGGAUUCUUUGAUUGUCUGAGAGCAGAACUGCAGGAAUUUGGUGUUUGUGUCAGUACUGUGUCUCCAAGUUUUAUAUGUUCUGUUCAUAAUCAGCUGCAACCUAAGAACUGUGAAGGCGCCUCAUGGAAAAACUUCUUCCGAAAGUCAGCUUAUGGUGUCCGCCCAUCAGAGGUAGCAGAAGAAAUUCUACGGACAGUGAACAGGAAGAAGCAGGAAGUGUUCAUGGCAAACCCCAUUGCAAAGGCAGCUGUUUAUAUUCGCACUUUCCUCCCAGAGAUAUUUUUUGCUGUGGUUGCUGCUGGAGUGAAAGAAAAACAGAAAAUUGAAGUUGAAAACUGAUUGCAACAAGUUCAUCUCCCUUGGUAAAAGAGUUAUGCCAAUUCUCUCUUGCAGAGGCUAGAGAUAGGCAUCUUGGAAGAAUGUUGUAUAAAUCCAAAUGAGACAAAAACAAAAGCAAAAAAAUCCCAAAGUUGUGUUUAAGGAUCUGGAGGCAGUGGAAUAGGAUAUGGCUUUUUCAUCUAUCAUUAAAAGUGCACUGCUGGGCUAUGAAAGAGAGCAAAGGACAUUUUUUCAGGGUGCCAAGUGAGUCAUCUGAAAUGGGGCUACUAGUUUCCUGGACAAUUUGCUAUUUCAAGAGAGUUAAUAGAAAGCAUGAAUUGUCUGCGUGUUGGGUAAAGUGUUCAGAGCAGGCGUGAAGGUCAAAAGGUAAAACUAAUAUUGGAAAAAUGAGGAAUUUCAGGAAUCGGGGAGAAUAUGAGCGAUGGACGUGUGGAAAAGAAAUAGAGAGUAUAGGAAGUAUAUGAGGUUCUGGUUUCACACCAGAGUGCAUGGAUCUUAGAAAGCAGAUUGGUUUGACAUUUAGGAAAUUCUCACAGGAAACAGAAAAAGGUUUCAUAGCAUUUGCCUUUUUGGUGUGAUUAACUGAACCUUUCAAAUCUGCAGUAAUGCUUGGUUUUUAUAGCUUUUAGUUCUAAAAAAUUAAGCAAAUGCCUGGUGUGGGGAUGAAACAUUCCAUGUUUCAAAAUGUUGCAUUGCUUUCAUUCCACAUGGGUAGAUAUGUCCAGUUUGGGGCAACUGCAUCACUUUUUUAAAAAUACAUAUCCUCAAGAUAGUAGUGGGGAGCAUAUGAUGAAAUGUGUAUCACAAUGUUACAUGACACACAUCUUUAUGAUUUACCUGCUGGUGUCAGGUAAGACACCAGAACACAAACGUAUAAGAACAGAUUAUAUAUCAUAAUGUCAGCAUGCAUGUGUUGUUAGCAUGCAUGUGUUGUCAAUUUUACACAACCCUGACUUGUUGCAGAUAAAGCAACCAACCACCACUGGUAGAUUCAUGGCUUUGAUGAAUAUUGGCACUGAUCUUCUCACUCUGCCUCCUUCUCCUCAUGCAAUGCUACAGGUUCACAGAAAUCUCAAAAUGUAAAGAUAUUAUAGCUCUAAACACAAAAAGUAUAUCUUUCCUUAACAUUUUUAUCUUUGCUGUGCCAUUAUAGUAAUAGUACAAAGGCAGCAGCAACACUCAAAUUAUCUCAGAAAGGUACUCCACUUUAAAUUUGGAAUUAGGGACAGGCAUCACAAAUUCCAAGUCUUCUCUAAUGUUUCAAACUAGAAUAGAUUGUGACUGGAUAUUCUGAUGAGGCUAGUUAUAAAUUCAGUACAUUGCUAAACCUCCAAUUCAUUGGUUAUGGCUACGAGGUGGUAUGAACUUUUAUCGAUCAGAUGAUCCAACUAUGCAGUUUCUUGGGAUUUAAAUUCUCAAGUGAUAUUUGUUGUGAUUCAUCUUCAGUCAGGCCCCCACAUCUGAACUGGAAAAAAGUAAAAGGCACCAGGCUAGAUACAAGGAGAUGGUGAAUUCUACUCUGGCCUGAGCCAUGAAAGCUGACUUUGGUCCAGCCACUCUCUCUCAGCUCAACCACCUCUCAGGGUUGUUGUAGUGGGGAAAAUAGGAAGAUGUAUUGUGUAUGUUCACCAUCUUGAGUUACUUAUAAAGUAAUAAAGAUGGGAUUUUAAAAAAUCGAAUAAAUAAAAUCAAAAUGAACACUAGAAAUCCACAAAGUAUUAGUGUUUGCUAUAUGUCUUUGUUGCCAUCUAGUGGUCAUUAGAAUUUUUGGAGCCCAAUUUGAAUUCUCUUGCCGCGUACAAUGUGUUCUGGGUCUGGCUUGACUUGCAUUUUUCCCUCAAAAUAAUUGUUCCCCACGUAACCUUGCUAUUUCCCCUUCUGCCCACCCCACACAUACACACACACCGGUCAAACAACAACUCUUGUCAUUCCCAGGCAGCAUGGCCCAUAGUAGCACCAAUGGGGGAUGAUAAGGGUGAUCAUGCAGGAGCUUAAAUUAGGGGAAGCUUGAGACUGAGAUAAGAACAGUAAAAAGUGAAGGUAGAUGAGUGAAGUUAAUCAAGAGAUUUAUAGACAGAGACUACGUUUUAAAAAAAAUGGAGAAAAAUGUCCCUAGCUUGGUUCAGCUAUUUUAUAUAGCAAAUCUAUGGGAGUCACCAGGUUGGGAAAAGUGAUCUAUUCACCACAGAAAUGAGAAUGUUUAUAUUCUUACUAUCUGAAUAUGGUUUGUAGAAAGACUAUGCACACUACUGCGAGUAUGAGGAUGUCCAUUGUUAGUGAAAAGGAAUGGGAAGUAAGUGGGAGAAAAUUUACUCUUUGUGAAAGUGCUGCAUAUGUUGCCUGAAUGAGAGAGGGGGGCGCUGAACUGAAAGAUGGCUGCUGUUAGGCUUUUAUUUGGUGCAAUGUCUUGUAAUGUUGGCUCCUGAAGAGUGUGCCUUCGGGAGAUGUGUUCAAUCUUUCUCUGUUCCACUGCCUGUUUAUUUCUCUCCCCAUCACCACUUGACAUUUUGUUAUUCUCAUCAAUAAAAGCAAUUGAAAACACAUUCACUGAUUUAGAAACAGCCAUGAGGGAAACAGUGGAUUAGCAUACUUAAAGUUGUGAUCCCUUUUCUUCCACAUUUCAGGGCCAACAAUCUUGCCUUGGGGUGAUAUAAAUAAAACUCCUGUUUGAAUAAUG